AUGUCCGCCACCAACGAUUACGAGUAUCAAGAAGGAUUUGGUAACCACUUUUCAUCGGAGGCAUUGAAAGACGCACUUCCAAAAGGUCAAAAUACCCCACAAAAGUGUCCUUACAACUUGUAUGCCGAACAGCUGUCAGGAACAGCAUUCACAGUGCCUCGUACACACAACCAAAGAAGCUGGCUCUACCGUAUUCGCCCAUCUGUCGUCCAUACACCAUUCGCUCGUAACAAAACCGUCAAUGAUUUAUUGGUGUCCAAAUUUGGCGGGGAAGACAUCCUGAUCACACCUACUCAGAUCCGUUGGAGUCCAUUUGAUUUGCCUGCUGCUGGAGACAAGGUCAACUUUGUGCAAGGCCUCAAAUCACUGGCUGGUGCGGGUGAUCCAGCAUGUCGCAGUGGCCUCGGUAUCCACAUCUACGCUGCAAACACAGAUAUGGGUAAAACUGCAUUCUACAACUCGGAUGGCGAUUUCCUAAUCGUGCCUCAACAAGGUGUCUUGGAUAUCUUUACAGAAUUUGGUAAAAUGAAGGUGGCUCCCAACGAGAUUGCUGUUAUUCAGAGAGGCGUUCGCUAUAGUGUAAGUCUUCCCGAUGGUGAUUCUCGAGGUUAUGUCUUGGAGGUAUUCGGUGCCCAUUUUGAGCUGCCCGAUUUGGGGCCCAUCGGUGCCAAUGGCCUUGCCAAUCCCAGAGAUUUCUUGACACCCAAGGCUGCUUUCGAGGAGGAAAACAACGUAGAUUGGGAGAUUGUGACCAAAUUCAAUGGCCAAAUGUUUAGUGCAAAGCAAAAGCACACGCCGUUUGAUGUGGUUGCAUGGCACGGCAAUUAUGCUCCUUACAAGUAUAAUUUGGCCAAUUUCUGUGUUAUCAACAGCGUUUCGUUUGACCAUAUUGAUCCUUCCAUCUUUACAGUGUUGACAGCGAAAUCUGAUACACCUGGUGUUGCAGUGGCUGAUUUCGUUAUCUUCCCUCCUCGUUGGGCUGUUACUGAAAAGACAUUCCGUCCACCUUAUUUCCAUCGCAACUGCAUGUCUGAAUUCAUGGGCUUGAUCACUGGCGACUAUGAUGGCAAAUCUGAUGGCUUCUCUCCAGGCGGUGGCUCUCUUCACAAUGCAAUGACACCUCAUGGACCUGAUGCCGCCGUCUUUGAAGGAGCAUCCAAAGCAGAGUUGAAGCCAGUGUAUGUGGGUGAAAACAACCAAGCCUUCAUGUUUGAAACAAGUUUUAUGCUUUCCCUCACGCCUUGGGGCCUCGAGACCUGCGGUAAAGUGCAAGAAAACUACUACAAGGCUUGGGAGAAGCUUGAGAAUAAAUUCAACGGCCAAAUUUAA
This is a messenger RNA of Mucor velutinosus, 1329 nucleotides long. RefSeq lists its product as uncharacterized. Gene Ontology annotation, biological process: L-phenylalanine catabolic process. NCBI's taxonomy places the organism in Eukaryota, Fungi, Mucoromycota, Mucoromycetes, Mucorales, Mucoraceae. Gene Ontology annotation, molecular function: homogentisate 1,2-dioxygenase activity. Gene Ontology annotation, cellular component: cytoplasm. The record is from RefSeq and is a predicted model, not a curated record. The transcript is spliced from 2 exons. Bases 1 to 1329 code for a protein of 442 amino acids.